GUUACGGAGCUGUAAAGCAGACCCCCCUUCUUCAUGUUCACAGACCCCCCAUGUAAUAACCAGGCUUUGUCGUAAUGAUCUUGGAUCUCAAGGUUCACCCAGAACAUGGAUGAUAAAUCCAACAAGCUGCUGCUGGCCCUGGUAAUGGUCUUUCUGUUCGCCGUGAUCGUCUUGCAGUAUGUGUGCCCGGGCACGGAGUGCCAGCUGCUCAGGUUGCAAGCCUUUAGCUCGUCUUUGGUGGACCCCUACAGGGCUGAAGAUGAGAGCCCAGCCAAAUUCAUCCCCAAAUUCAAUUUCACGGCGGAGGACCUGAUGAGGAAGGUGGACUUCAAUAUCAAGGGAGAUGAUCUGAUCGUGUUCCUUCACAUCCAGAAGACAGGGGGGACCACGUUUGGUCGCCACCUGGUCAGGAACAUCCAACUGGAGCAACCUUGCGAGUGCAAAGCCGGCCAGAAGAAGUGCACUUGCCAUAGACCAGGCAAAAAGGAGACCUGGCUCUUCUCCAGGUUCUCUACUGGAUGGAGUUGUGGGCUUCAUGCAGACUGGACAGAGCUGACCAACUGUGUCCCAGCGGUGGUGGACAAUAAGAAGGAGAUGAAGAUGAGACCCCUGAGGAACUUUUACUACAUCACCAUCCUCCGUGAUCCUGUAUCUCGAUACUUAAGCGAGUGGCGGCAUGUACAAAGAGGGGCGACCUGGAAGGCUUCUUUGCAUGUGUGUGAUGGGAGGUCACCAACAUCUGAUGAACUUCCAAGUUGUUACACAGGAGAUGAUUGGUCUGGCUGCUCUCUAAAGGAAUUCAUGGAUUGCCCUUAUAACUUGGCCAACAACAGACAAGUCCGUAUGCUGUCUGACCUUAGUUUGGUUGGAUGUUAUAAUUUAUCAGUGAUGCCAGAGGAUCAGAGGAACAAGGUUCUCCUAGACAGCGCCAAAGAAAACCUUAAACGUAUGGCUUUCUUUGGGCUAACAGAAUUCCAAAGGAAGACCCAGUAUCUCUUUGAAAAGACAUUCAACAUGAACUUUAUCUCGCCAUUCACCCAGUUUAACAGUACAAGGGCAUCGAGUGUAGAGAUCGACGAUGAGACACAAAAGCGCAUCGAGACACUGAACUUUUUAGACAUGGAAUUGUACGAAUAUGCAAAAGACCUUUUCUUACAAAGAUAUCAAUUUAUGAGACAAAAAGAACACCAGGAAGCCAGACGGAAGCGCCAAGAGCAACGCAAAAUUCUCCGCGCCAAACAUGCUAACCACAAAGCGGAGACAGACAACUCGACCGCUGAUUACAUAGAGAAUGUAGAAAAAUGGCGGUAGUAGAUUCUUCGACCUUAACCCACUAGUUGAAGUGUACUAUGACAUUUUAAAGAUGAAAAGAAGAAA
Molecule: messenger RNA, 1377 nt
Organism: Spea bombifrons (plains spadefoot toad)
Lineage: Eukaryota; Metazoa; Chordata; Amphibia; Anura; Pelobatidae
Gene: HS6ST2
Product: heparan sulfate 6-O-sulfotransferase 2
Exons: 2
Coding region: 106-1311 (401 amino acids)
Cellular component (GO): membrane
Molecular function (GO): heparan sulfate 6-sulfotransferase activity
Source: RefSeq, a predicted model, not a curated record